CAGCUCUUGCGCGAUCGCCUCCGCGCCCGCGUGCUCGUGUUAGCUCUGCGGACAUAAAAAGAACGCGACCCCUCCGUCGAUCUUGGUUUGUUGCAGCACAAACACGCACGCACGCAUUCACACACACACACACGUACACUCACACUCACACGCAUACUCACACUUACGUAUUUCGCUCAGUUACACACGGCCGCUGUCCCGGUCCCACACGAGGCUCUCACCGUCUGUGGUGUCUACUGCGUUGACCACAUCCUGAGCAAACAUGUCGCACACGUACAAGUUCAACGUGGCCAUGAGCUGCGGCGGCUGCUCCGGCGCGAUCGACCGCGUCCUCAAGAAGCUCGAAGGCGUCGACAAGUACGAGGUCUCGCUCGAGAAGCAAACCGCGGAGGUCCACACCGACCUUGACUACGAGACUGUGCUCAACACAAUCAAGAAGACGGGCAAGACCGUCAAGUCUGCGGAGGCAGACGGAGUGGAGCAGCCCGUGUAGAGAAUCGUGCUCAUCGGUCGCGGGGGGAGGAGGGGCUCGUGGUGGUGUGUUCUUGCAAUAAAGCGGGGGAACACAGCCGAUACGACAGAGAUACAUAUGCGUCGACAGGUUCUUAGCGUGCUCUCUGCGCGAGACGAAUUACGAAGCGUUGACAUGAAAAUAUCAUACACUGUUCUCUUUUUCUCUCA
Messenger RNA from Verruconis gallopava, 681 nucleotides. RefSeq lists its product as uncharacterized. The record is from RefSeq and is a predicted model, not a curated record. The transcript has 2 exons. Gene Ontology annotation, biological process: copper ion transport. The coding region runs from base 263 to 493 and encodes 76 amino acids. Lineage: Eukaryota; Fungi; Ascomycota; Dothideomycetes; Venturiales; Sympoventuriaceae. Gene Ontology annotation, cellular component: cytosol. Gene Ontology annotation, molecular function: metal ion binding; copper chaperone activity.